UCGACCUUGCAUCGACGCGUUUGUGGUGGUUUUGUCGGCGAGAGUACUUCGGAGCGUGCUGCCGAGUUGUUGUUUCCAUUUUCGUUCGCGGUUAUGUUUGGAGUAACUAAGAGAACGUACACAAUGAAUCGCAAGAGGUGUGCUGUGGAUAUGGCCCGUGAACCCAACAGAAGUUUUGCAGAAACAUGGGAGGAAGUUGCUAUCUCACUGCAGCAGACAUUCUGCGAAACCCUGGGAGACUCAGACUGGGAGUCAUACAAAAUUACAGAGCACUAUUACAUGCGUCAGAAAGUAGGUUAUGCUCUUUUUGGACCACCAUCAGGGGACGAUUCUGGGGAAUAUGAUUCGUGUAAACUUGAAAAAAUAAAAGAGAUUUGCAAAAUACUCAUUGAACAAGACAAUCACAGUUUCUUAGAGGAAAACUCUGAAACUUGGAUGUCUAUAAUUUUUGUCUGUUUGGCCUUGGAGAAAACCGGAAACCACACUGAGGUGGUAACAGAGCCAGUUUUCAGAGUGCCUAGAUACUGUAAUGAAAAUGAUAUUACAGUUCAUUUCAUUGACCGCAAUGGUCGUAUUUAUGAAAGUUGGAAAGAUUAUUUACAAAAUAACAAGCUUCCAAGCUGUUCAUAUUGCUAUCCUAAGGGUGGUGUAUACCACUUAAAUGUAAACCACCAGGUAGAGGUAGAAUUUGGAAAGACUCCUGCAAGGAAACUAUCAUCAAAAAUAUGCAACGGUCUUGAUCUUGCAACUACAUUUGUGUCAGCUGGUAACUUUGGGUUAGCCUGUGCAGCAAUGUCUUUCCCAGUAAGUGCACCUAUUUUAGCAACAUCAGUCCUCACUACUGCUGUUUGUAGUGCAUAUGGAAUUGGUAGAAGCACAAAGGAGAUCAUUGAUAGGAAGAAACACAAAGAAACUAUAGGAUUAACCAACAGUGCAUCACGAAACUGUUGGCUGUCUAUUGUGGGGAAUGCUGUUGGUAUUUUAUCAUGUGGGGCUUCGAGAAUAAUCCCAAAGAUUGCACAAAGUGGGAAUGCAUUGAAUAUGGAAGGAAGAGUGUGUGUUGCUGCUCUAAGUGUUACUUCUUGCACUGUUAGUGGAAUUAAUGUAGCCAAUGAAAUAUUAAAUUUGGAUGAGAAAAGAAAGAAAAAUGACAUCCGGCCAAGUGAUGUAGCACAGUUAAUCUCAUCAGUUAUAUUUUUUGGUCAUUCAGUUCUAACUACGAAAACUGCAUUUAAUCUAAUUAGAGAAGCCCGUCAAGGAAGAUUGGAGAAAUUUGUGACAAGUGUGAGAAGUACUAAGUACAGAAAAGUGUUUUCAGAUCUUGCUGGAAAAAUUGUUGGCAAGAAAUCUGAACUUUCUGAAAGCGGCAACGUAAUCCGCUCAGUAAAAUACAUUGAAGAAUUCGGGGAGUCAUUUUUAAAUAAUGUAGUUGUGUUCAAAUCAGGUUGUAACAGAGCUUCAUACAUCAUUGAUGAGUCUGGAAUCAGGGAGUGUGUUGCAUACUUCAGAGACCUCAUUUUGAAUGCCACAAGGAACUUUGUAACACACAUGUCUAACAGCUUUCCACAAAUUGGGUUUGGAAACCAUUAUGAGAACUUGACAGCAGCAUCUGGAAAGCCACAAGUUCCUGUUGCAGAUGCUGGUUUCAACCUUCGAGGGCAAAUAUUAACACUUUUACGAGGACUUGGUGAAUUUAACAUACCUCUUCUACUUGAUCUUGGAGUGAAGAUUUUUAGUGAUCUGAAAUACCCACUUGGCAGAAGUAUUUGUGAAGUUCUAAACAUGAUUUACAUGUUUGUGAAGGAAGUAGUGAAAGAUAUGGAAAAUUUGUAUCUAGAGCAGCUACAGGAGGAAAAACGUUUAUUGGGACCAAAUUUUUCUCAGGUUGAAUUUGACCAAAAAUAUAAAAUAUCGGGGGUGAGAUUUGAAUACUUCUGUUCAGUUGCACUAAAAGCAGUAAACUUAGUAGGAGAAGUCUUCAGCAUGUUAAAAGAGGCCUGUCUUGUUACUUGCCAUAAGGUUGAUAGUAUUAAAUCAGAGAGAGCCCAGUCUCCUGUGUUCAGAGAUCUAGUUAUACCUUGGGAAUAUACAAAUUCCAGUGAAAAUAUGCCAAUAACAAAGGAUCACGCCUUGCAGAUUGCAAGAGAUCUAACUAGUGAAGAUUUGAACUGCAACAAUUCUGUUGUUGCAUAUUCAGAAUCAGAAUUAUUUGUUAUAAUUGAAGAUAAGUCCAUACCUUUAAAUGUUGUGAGAAUAAAAUAUAUAGUUGAAUGUCAGAUAAUUUAUGCUUCAGUUAUGUGCUGAACAAUUCUGGAAUUUGUAACAUUUUGUUUUACAGAAUGAAUCUCUUUAUUUACGUAAAAUGUCUUGUUGAAAUUCAGCUAAUUGAACCUUCUGUUAAAUGCUGAAAAAAUUCUAAAAUUUGUAAUGUUUUGUAUCCCAGAAUGAAUCUCUGUGUGGAAAACAAGAUAACUGAUGAUAGAUAAGACAAUUGAUGCUUCAGUUAAGUGAUAAAAAAAAUCUUGAAUUUGUAGCCUAAUGUUUUGUUUUAUGAACUGAAUUUUCUAAAGCAAGAAGUUUAGUGCCUUAAACAGCUUUACACAGAUAUUUUUCUAGAUUGUUUCACUUUAUACUACUGAAAAAAAACAUAAAAACAAGCAGAUUUUGUGUGUAUGUAUUACUACUUUUAUUAAUUUGCAGAUGCACAGCCCCCAAAUAUAAGAAGUUGCAAUAUCGUAUACACCUCAUUUAAGUAUUCUUUGUGUAGAUUGGGGAUGCAAUGAAAACAAAGUGAAUAAUAUACCUUGUGCUGUGUCUAGCACAUCCCUAAAUAAACUGUUUCAGCAAUUGAUCAAACUCCA
Schistocerca americana (American grasshopper) is the source of this 2861-nucleotide messenger RNA. RefSeq lists its product as uncharacterized. The transcript is spliced from 3 exons. The record is from RefSeq and is a predicted model, not a curated record. Lineage: Eukaryota; Metazoa; Arthropoda; Insecta; Orthoptera; Acrididae. Bases 94 to 2304 code for a protein of 736 amino acids.